AAAUAUAUUGAGGAGUCUAUUACAGGCAUAGGAAGCAAGAUUGUAGACACAAAAUUUGAACCCGGCUAUGGUAAAAAUCUAACAUAUACCGUCGACUCUCACACUGGAGAUAUACUGGUAGCUAUAACUGGAGAUAAACCCAUAAUAGGAGACGCAAUUGGUCCCAGUGGAAGUCGGCCUUAUACAGAACACAUAGUAUCAGGAAAAAAUGAAAUGGCGGUGGCGAAGGUGACGGGUGCGAUGCCAGGAGAACACGUCGUGCCGGUCGGAAAAGGGAAUGUUCACAUGGGUGUCAAGGUACUCGGGACAGGAGUUAAACUUGAGACAGUUAAAAUACUUGGAAUGAAGGGUGAAGUUAUCGAGGAACUAAAAUUAGAACUAGUCGAUGAAAAAACGCAAUUCUACCGGACACCGUCAUUUAGCCCACCGUCUACUAUGUUUAGUGUAACUAUAAAUGGAUAUGACAUCAAUACUAAAUCGCCAGUGACGAGAAAAAGUCCAACACCUAUAUCUAGACAAGAUUUGUCCACAGAGGAAAAAGUUGAAACAGCACCAGUAGUAACGAUUGAUGGUGACUCGUCAAUAACUCUAUACGAUGAUGAUCCGUUAGAACUGACUUGUAAAGUUCACGCUUACCCCGAACCAGAUAUAAAAUGGGUGGAUAAGGAAUCUGGGAAUGCAAUUCUUGCUGAGACGAACAUCUUCGAAUUACCCUAUGAUUAUAUCAGUAUUUUAAAAAUAGACAAGGCAACCAAAAAUGCCACUUACGAAUGUAAAGCCAACAAUCGCAAUGGAAACGACGUUAAAGGCGUAGAAGUUAUGGCAAAAAGGAGAUUCUAUUUUUAUAUAAUCGAAUCUCCUAAAGAUAUUCGUAUAGAAUAUGCCAAAGAAGGUAAACUUGUUUGCAAGGUAUAUGCCUACCCAUCUGCGACUAUAAACUGGUAUAAAGAUGCAAAACCUUUGUCUAGUAGCAGCCGUAUUGAGAUAUCCAAAGAUCAGACAGUGGUGACCUUGAAAGACAUGCAACCAGGUAUGGAAGGAAAGUUCAUGUGUGAAGCAAGAAAUGAUAAAGAGAGGAAAGUAUUUUAUUCCAACGUUGAAAUAUUUGGUGUAGAAAAACCUGUUAUCGAUAAGACAAUAAACGAAAUCCGUGUCACAGAGAAAACAAAUGGCGAAUUAUCUUGCAGAAUUCUUAAGGGGAUCCCGAAACCAACUAUAGUCUGGUCCUUCCUAGGUUCGGGUACAAAAAUGUAUUUGAAACAAACUGGAGAGACCAUACAGUUGAAAAAUGCUCACAGAGGCCAAAGUGGCCUGUACACAUGUACAGCAAAAAACGUCUUGGGAUCUGAUAAUCACAACACAGAAUUGAUAGUAGAAUAUCCACCACGCAUAAAAAGUGAUGUAAAGGAAAUGAAGAUUUUGGAUGGCGAUAUAGCGAAGUUGCCAUGUGACGUGGAUGGAGUGCCAGCGCCAACGGUAUACUGGACAUUCAAUGGAAUCAAUGUAACAAGUACUUGGAGAACUCAAAUUACUACCGAUUAUAGUCUAAUAAUCAAAACCACUGUAGCUGACACUGGGCAUUAUGUUUGCCACGCAGAUAAUAAGAUUGGAAAAGAUGAAAGAAAAAUUAUUCUAAAAAUACAUCAAAAACCCGUUAUCGAUAAAUCAGUUGCCGAAAUCCGUGUCAGAGAGAAAUCAUAUGGCAAAUUGUCUUGUAGAAUUCUUAAGGGGAUCCCGAAACCAACUAUAAUCUGGUCCUUCCGAGGUUCGGGUACAAAAAAGUAUUUGAAACAAACUGGAGAGACCAUACAGUUGAAAAAAGCUCACAGAGGCCAAAGUGGCCUGUACACAUGUACAGCGAAAAACGUCGAGGGAUCGGAUACUCACAACACAGAAUUGAUAGUAGAAUAUCGACCACGCAUAAAAAGGGGUGUAAAGGUAAUGAAGAUUGUGGAUGGCGAUAAAGCAAAGUUGACAUGUGACGUGGAUGGAGUGCCAGCGCCAACGGUAUACUGGACAUUCAAUGGUAUUGAAGUAACAAAUACUUGGAAAACUGAAAUUACUACCGAUUACAAUUUAAUAAUCAAAACCACUUUACGUGACACUGGAAAUUAUGUGUGCCAUGCAAAAAAUAAGCUUGGGAAAGAUGAACGCAAAGUUUUCCUACAAGUAUACAUUCCAGUGACCAUUGUGGAACCAAAAUCAAAUAUGGUUGAGACCAUGGUUGGCGAGAGAAAGGUACUAAGCUGCACCGCUAUGGGGUACCCCGAACCAGACAUAAAAUGGACUUUCCACAAGACCUUUGAUGCUCCUGGCACUGAUGUCACGUCUUUUAUGUACCCUUCACUACUACUACGGAGACUGCAGCUGAACCAACAAGGUUUUUACACUUGCCUCGCUGAAAAUUCAAUUAGUGGAUCAGCGAGUAUAACUUACGAAGUCAAAGUGUAUGCACCACCAGUUAUAGAAAAUGUGUAUCCAAGUAAAGAGUUUGAAGCGGUUGAUGGAGACAUGAUGCUUAGGAUUCAGUGCCACGCUACCGGCAGCCCCACACCUACCAUUACUUGGCUGAGAAACGGUGACAGAGUGGCUUUAGGGUAUGGCUGGUUCGACGUGGAGGCUGAUGGUACUUUACUCAUCAAAAAUAUAAACCGUGCUAAUGCUGGUGUAUACACGUGUCAGGCAAAAAAUAAAUUAGGUGAAGCCCGUGCCGUGUACACCGUGGUUGUAAAAGAUUUUGUGUACGUGGCACCCUCAAAUACUUUAUAUGUACAGGAAGGUUAUCCCGUUAAUAUCAAAUGCGAAAUACCAUACGGACCCAUGGAUCAACUGCGUUGGUUUAAGGACAAUAAAUUGUGGAUAACAACAGAUGAUAUAUAUUUAUCAUAUGCAACUGUGAGUGAUGGUGGAGUGUAUACUUGCCGUGUGUCCAAUUUCCUCAAAACACGAUUUAUAGCCACUAAACUAGUGGUUGGAAAUAAACCGAAAUUCAUUAGUCCCGAAGUAGAAGAAAUAAUAGAUUUUGUCUACGAAUCGUCCGGGUUUUUGAACAUGAAUUGCGAAGCUUAUUGCGAGCCGCUUACGGUACCUAUGCACGCAAAGUGGACUCACGACGGCGUGGCUAUGGAUAAUACUGACAUGUCCUUGAUAUUAGGAAUGAAAUUAGGAGCUACAGGAAUUUACGAAUGUGAGGUCAGCAAUAAGUUUGGCAGCAUACGUCGAUCCUUUAAUGUCACGUCCCCAGAUUGCCUCUUGGACAUCAAAAAAUCUUUCGUAGGAAAACAUCCCAUUAUGUUUUCAUCAUCUGGUGGGUGGUCUGUUUUCCCGAUAAAAGAAAAAUACAUGAUAAUACCAAAUAAAGGUUACUUUUAUAUGAGAUGCCCUUCAGGAUCCGUCAACCCGGAACUCUCACUAUAUUCCAAAACUAUGGUAACUUGUGAACGAGAUAAUAUAGUAAAAAUAGCCGGAAAGCCUUACAAUUUUGCAGAUUUACAAUGUAAUAAUGAAGUGAGACCUGACUUGGAAAAAACAGAAAAAGAAUGUUUUGGUGAUAAUACAGAAUCUAUGAAAGUAGGGUUUUGGGCACAGGGUAAUUUUUGGACACCGGGUAAUUUUUUCAUGGAGGUAUAUAGUGUCUGUUUUGACAAAAAGAAUGAUGUUCCUUUGUACACAAAGCAUAAAUUGUCUCCUCAGCAUACAGAUAUUCCUUCAACCUCUCAAUGGUACAGCUCUUCUGAUACAUCUGCUAAAGAGUUCGAGGAGUUGUACAAUUGUAGAAGGCAACUGUAUGAUGUCGGUAUAGCUUUGGGAAGAGGAUUACGUUCUAUGUCUUGCUGCUUUGGAAGAAGACAACUCGUCAAUCCACGGGAUUUGCUUCCCGGUAUACCAGUGACAGCGACUUUCGAGUAUAAAAAUGUUGUUCCACAUUGGAGUUCUUGCAAUUCAACGAAUUGGGACGAAUUGGAAGCAUUGGUAAGGCAGUUGGCAAAGCAAGCCGGUCGUAACCUGACCGUGUUUACAGGCACUUCAAACGGAAAUCAUAGCAAAACGUCGGUAGAUAUUGAAAUUAAAAUUGAAAUCAAUGGCCGAGACAGACACCAAAAAAUUCCACGAUACUUGUGGAAGGUGGUUCAAGAUCCAGAUAAGGAUUCAGCAGUUGCAAUAAUACAAGUGAAUAUACCAGAGUUAACUCAAAAAGAAGCAGAGAAGCAUGUUCUGUGUCCAGAUAUUUGUUUUGACAUUGAAUGGAUGCAGGGCCCAGAAUGGGAUAAUGCAGACAACGGCUACACCUACUGCUGUACCAUGGAAGAUUUCAAACGCGCUUUCGGAUACACUAGCCUCCAUAUUCCCAGCAUGACACAACUCCUCGUUGAUGCCAGUAGCUAGGCAAGGCUUCAUUUUUACACAAGGUUACCGGGUGCCGGGUGGUUUGCACCCGUUCGUGUUUUUUGGCGGCUUUAGUUUCAACCCAUGUCUACACAAGCUGCUAAAAAGAGAUCAGUUUUGAAUAAAACAGUUCGAAAUAAACAUGCAACUUCUCCGAGCUCUCGACAGUCACUUGUGAACGCGAAACAGGGUUUACCCGCUAACACUACCUCACCGGGUUCGUGUUAGCAGCAGCUUCUGAUACGCGGGCAUCUUAAUGAUUUUAGAAAUAAUGUUGAAACAGUAUUUAUGAAAUCUAAUUUUGUUGAACCUAUAUCAGUUUGUAAUAAUAGGGUAGAUGACUAAUUUUUAUUUUAAUGUCCGUCUUGUAGAUUAGGUAAUUUAAAAUAUUAGACACGUAUUUUUUAUUUACUUACGGAAACAAAUACUUUCGAAGAUAUAUUCAUUUGAAAUAUCGCGUGACGUCACAUUUGAGUACGUUUUAUACUGAAUAGUGACGUAGUUAGCUUCUACUCCUAAACUUUGAUUCGUAUUAUUUAAGUAUGACAAAAUAAAAAAUACGUGUCUAAUAUUUUUUCAUUACCUAACUGACGGACUAAUUGGAUUUUUAAUUUUCAUACCCAGUCAUCAUCCCUAUUGUACUGAACUAUACAGUUGAGUGUAAAUAUAUGAUAGUCUUCCGCGGCGGUCUUAUUUUGAUCUUCUUAGUCAAAUUUAUUUAUUUUUGUUGUAAAUAAAAAUACUUGAUUGAUAUUAAUAAAUUUGAUGAAUUAAAUGCAAAACGAUUUUAGAUUAAGGUUAUCGUCGCUUUUAUCAAUCAAAUAUUAAUGACAAAUAUUAAUGUUACACGUGUUAUUUUGAUUUAACCAUUAAAGAUAGAAAUAUGCUGGUA
Spodoptera frugiperda (fall armyworm) is the source of this 5278-nucleotide messenger RNA. RefSeq names its product hemicentin-2-like. The transcript has 26 exons. Gene Ontology annotation, biological process: cell-cell adhesion. Gene Ontology annotation, molecular function: hydrolase activity; metal ion binding; cell adhesion molecule binding. Lineage: Eukaryota; Metazoa; Arthropoda; Insecta; Lepidoptera; Noctuidae. Gene Ontology annotation, cellular component: cell-cell junction. The record is from RefSeq and is a predicted model, not a curated record. Bases 214 to 4386 code for a protein of 1390 amino acids.